CUCCAGUAUGUCACAAUUUUCUGUCUUUAUGUCAGUCGCUUCAGUUCACUACCACUAGUCCAGCCACAGACACAAUAAUGCCAAAUAGCAAUGGAAUUCCGGGACUCUGUAUAUUUUAUGUUGCGAUUUUACUCACCUUUGUGCCCGAUGCUGUUCAAGCUCAGUGCUCCAGACCGACAGGCGAGAACAUGCACCUGAAAGAGGAAUACUUCUCCCAAACAUCUUUCCCCGACUUGUCGAAGGCAGUGUUUGCGUGUGACACAGGUUACAUAGGGGCAGGACCCCUGUCUGUGGUCUGCCUUGGAGACAGCUGGAUUCCAAUACAAGAAGGAUGUAAAAAGGUGGCUUGUGGUGCACCAGGAGAGGUGGCGAAUGGUUGGUAUGAUAUCAGAGAAGGGACGGACUUUGGGAGCGUAGCUCAAGCGCACUGCCACGAAGGUCAUCGAUUGCUGGGGAUGGGUAGGAGAGUGUGCAAGUCAGCGGGCUGGUCAAACAGAGUCGCGGUGUGUGAAGUGGUUCAGUGUGGUCCACCCCCUCAAAUACACAGCGGAGUUAUUUUAGAUGAAAAGGAGUCCUAUAGUUAUGGAGCAGUGGCCAGGUAUCGUUGCCACGGGGACCUUACCCUUAAUGGAUCCCGAACUUUGCACUGUGACAAAACAGGACAGUUUUACCCCAACCCACCCACAUGUAUAGAUGUAACUUGUCCAGACCCUGUGGUUGAGAAUGCUUAUCUCAUAGAAAGAAGCAUGCCACCAUUCAAAUACAGAUCUUAUGUCACAUUUAAGUGUCUUCGUGGCUACAAGUUGAAUGGAUCCAACAGUCUUACCUGUCAAAUAGACAGUGUUUGGUCCAAAUCUCUUCCUGCAUGCGUAAAAGAUGAUUCAUCUGUGGAACCAGAUGAACCAGAGAAGAGCUAUUUCAAUAAAUUCACAAGUUUUAUGAAGAAUUUUUAUGAGAACGUCAAGAGUGAAUUAAACAGUAAGUCCAUUCAUUACUUCUUCAAUAUAUCAUUUGGUUGUGUAUCUAUACGUAUUGAGAUAACAUUCUUGGUCAAAGUCAUUGUUUAAUUCACAAAUGUAUAUUUCAAAUUAUAUUUGUGUAUUUGUUAUACUGCAUUUCCUGUACUUUGUGCUGUUAUUAUGUGUAUGUUAAACUACAUCUUUUUGUAGAGGUUGAAGUAGGUUGGUUUGACUAGCAUGGUUUGGCCUCUGAGGAAGAUCUUUCAUCAGGGAUCCGAAAAAAACAUCUUCACAACAUGUCCUGGUCAACCAAAUGAACCAUCCCAUAACCUCUAGUAACUGUAUGAAGUUCAUUACAGUAAAGUAUACACAAUUUACAAUAAAUUAGUGAAAAAAAUUGUGGUUUGCGUUGGUCUGAUAUGUGAAUCUGUUUGAGGAUAAUGACAUGUAUGAACUGGUAUAUAGGUUCACAUUCAGCACACCAACCACUAGAGUGAAGUAUAUUGAGUAAAGUGAAGAGGUCUGUCAUUUACCACUGAUCAAGUAACAACAAAUAAAGAUUACAAAUAAUUAUUACUAUAUGACUCUUACACUGUUUUGGAUGUUCUGAAUAUAAUACAAAAGGUUUGAUAUAUACCCUGCUACAUUAGCUUGUGAGAACAUGACCCGUGGUCAUGUCCAGAAGAGAAAUAUGCCUGCCUAUGAAUUAUGUUGCUUGUAUCAUUGAUAAACUGUCAUUAUGCUG
Messenger RNA from Osmerus eperlanus (European smelt), 1704 nucleotides. Its product is annotated as complement receptor type 1-like. Gene Ontology annotation, biological process: negative regulation of complement activation, classical pathway. The transcript has 7 exons. The record is from RefSeq and is a predicted model, not a curated record. Bases 78 to 1067 code for a protein of 329 amino acids. NCBI's taxonomy places the organism in Eukaryota, Metazoa, Chordata, Actinopteri, Osmeriformes, Osmeridae.